This is a messenger RNA of Drosophila miranda, 621 nucleotides long. Its product is annotated as protein tantalus-like. The transcript has 2 exons. The record is from RefSeq and is a predicted model, not a curated record. The coding region runs from base 79 to 621 and encodes 180 amino acids. Lineage: Eukaryota; Metazoa; Arthropoda; Insecta; Diptera; Drosophilidae.
CCUGCAAAGAAAAAACUUGAAGGCAAAGCUAAAGCCGGGAGUAUACCGGGGGAUACAGGAUCUGUGGCAACCGCGACUAUGGUUCGGCGCCAAAUGCCGCCGCGCGCCUGCAAGAGCAAGAGCCAGAGCGCCGCCAGGCCCAGUCUUAGUCCCAGCCGCCUGGCCAAGAAGCCCAGCCUGACGCCGACCACCGGUUCUCAGGCGCCAUCGCAGACCAUCGCAAAGUCGAGGCCCACCGGUCUCGAGACGAUUUUUGAACGGCCCGGCAAUGAGGACGACGGGCCCACCAGCAGCCAUGCCGUGGCAUUCGGCGAGUGCCAGCGCCGCGUCCUCGCCCUGGGUACGGGCGAAAAAAAAAGAACCCUGUCGCAGAAGAGCUGCCUGAAGGUGCGCAACACCUUGGGCGAACGCAGCACCCGGCACAUGAUGACACUGCGGGCGUCCCGCACUACUUUGGACAGCGUAAUGCUCGGGGGCUCGGGCGAUGAAGGCGAGUCGGUCGGAGUCGCUCCCGUAGCUGCUCCCGAAGUCGUUCCCGCUGGAGGAAAUGCCGGUACAAAUCAGCCGGCACCAUUCGUGCUGCGCACCAGCAGGAGGCUCAAGAGUCUGCCUCCGUUUUAG